AUGCAGGCAUGCAGAAUCAGAAAACGCAACAGACCGUCGUUUGUGUGUCAGGAAUGCCGCAGACGCAAGACAAAGUGCGACAAAGGUAGGCCUAGCUGUAAGAGAUGCGUGCAGCUGGGCGUCGUGUGUUCGUACCCGACGGAGAAGAUAGAAAGAGACGGAGGCUCGACUCCGUCACGUGACUCAAGAAAAUCUAGUCACGUGAUGUUCGAUAAUGUCGAAGUGAAGGAGCGAAGCUCACCGCACGGUAGCGAGACUUCAGAAUCACCGUCGUUACGGUUUCACAGCUGUUCGCGUUUCCGAGCGGACAGUUCGAGUGGCCGUUUGUCACUGCUCGGCGGCGGACAGAUUAGUGGCCGCGCAGCGCCGCCAGAUGGGACCCUGGUACUGCUCGCCGACGCUCAAGAGACGCUCGUCUCACAUGGUCGCAUGCGCUACUUACACAAGCCUUUUUCAACUCUAGCAGUGGUGCAGCGGGACGACUAUUUGCGUGCCCUGUUCGGCUCAAUAUGGGGGUUUACGCUGACAGAUGCUUACGAGCUGCACAAGUCACGUGCUCGCGAAUCCCGCGAUGAGUCCGAGAAGAUCGAUGUGAAUGCUCUACUGAACUGCGAGCACCGGAUCGGGCGCGAGAAACCAGUCCAGAUGUUUCUCAAGGAGUCAAUUGCUAGACGUAUGACCAAGGAUAAGCGCCGUACCAGCUCAGCGCUCGAGAAUAUUUUGUUUCUUUAUAAUUUGGAAGAUGGCUUCGAAGACCAAGCGGAAUCCGAAGAAAACUAUACUCCUGGUUUAACUCACGUUUUGAGCGAGUUGGACAAAAUUUUGCCAGAGGCCGCGACGUUGAGGCCUCUUUUACAGCACUUCUACCGAGAAGUGUAUCCCAUGUUUCCCGUACUCGACGUUCUGCCAUUUCAGAAGACCGUCGAGGAAAUUUUGGUCGCGGAACAAGGCAAGACUAAGUUUCAGAUUCGGCUGGGCACGCGCUUUUUACGCUGCAAAAUCGAAACUCUCGCUAUUCUAGUGAUAAUAUUGGCCAUUGCUCGCGAGUCUGUCGAUGUCAAUGCUGAGUUUAAAUCUCACGAAAUUAACGAGAUUUUGGGUCCUUUAGACUGCCUUGAUUCUGCGCCAGUCCUGGUCAACAAGAUGCUGGCGCUCCUGAACAUCAAUCGAUAUCCCAGCGAAAAUACUCUGUGCUGCCUGUUGUAUCUACGCAUCUUCAAGGCUCUAUCUCCAGAGGGCUCAGUCUUGAAAUUAACGCCAGACUCCGUCAUGUAUCUGGGGUCACUAUUCCAAUAUGCUGUUCUUCUUGGGCUGCACAAAGAUCCAUCUUUGUACAGGCAAGUCACUGAUGCGGCGUUAUCUGACAAAGCGUUCUUCAAUUACCGCCGGAAGCUUUGGCUGGCAGUGGUCUCAAUGCGAUGCUACGAUCUUGUGCCGAACGGGAGCGGAUUGGUUUCAUUAAAUGCCUGCUUCAAAACCUCUGGCCAAUUUAAUAUAUUCUCGAAUCCUAGUUAUCUUUUCACAGUUCUCCGCGACACUGACGACAAGACCAAGUUCGAUACACCUCUUCACGAGUUGAUGUUUAAAGAGUGUCAGGUUGAGAAAGAAUGGACAAGGCUCGCAACUCUGUGUGUGCCAGAUUUUGGGGGCAGCACGUUAUGGGAAAUUGAGAACUCAUGGGAUAGAGUGGAAAGAUGUGUUAGUAGGAAAUUUUCUCUGAAAAACUUGGAAUCUACCUGUGGUUCGCAAACUAGAACCAUUGAAGCCAUGCAAUGUUUUGGCACUCAAAUCAAUAUCAGCUUAACCAAAGUUCUCAUCUCAAAGACCUUUAAUGUUAAUGUGACGAGCAGAAUCAUAAUGAUGACGACGGCAAGUGCUUUAGCCAACUAUUUCGAGAGCCUUUGCCGAAACGAACCAAAUGAUUAUGCGGAAUCGUUCAGCAGGUUUUAUUUAACAUCUUUCCAGCAUUGCAUGGAGACAAUAAAAUUACUGAAAAACGCUUUAAGUGAGGAUCCAAAAGGUAGCCAGUCGCUUCUUUCUUUCGAGACUGCGCCGGUUGUCACUCACGCUAUCCUUCGAACCUUCCUGUUUUUGGUAGGGCUCAUAGCAAGGCUGUGUUUUGCGCAGAUCAAAUUUGCAGAGAAGCAAUCUUCUCAUGCUUAUCUCUAUCGAGCACCUCCGCACGCUGACGAAACUGAAGGUCAAGAUUCACUAGCCUCAAUUAAUGCGUCAUUACAAAAUAUCGUUCGAUCUUUAGUGCAUUUGAUUUCCACUCGCAUGGCUAGCAAGUACGAUGUCUGCAUCAAGAUUGUCGAAAUCAUGAGAUACUAUUUGUAUCUUCUUGAAAUGAACAGAAUGGUGGAGGUAGCUUGUCGAAUGUGGAAUUACGCUCUAGAGGGAACACCGAUUCCCAAAAUAGUGCGAAACAGCAUGCUGAACAAAUGGGGAAUCGAAUUAACCAAUGCUGCGACUGUGAAAAAUGAUCUCUAUAACUCAAACGUUUUGGAGUGCUUCGAUGCAGAGAUGAUGCGAGAUAUGCAUGAUUUCAUGCAUGGUCUCGAGCUAAAUUCAUUGAUGCAAUUUUCGCCUGAGUCGCCAGAUUUAGUUGCACCGGCUCAGCCCACCACAAUCCCAGAUUCUGCGACAGAUGAUUGGCAGAUGUUGAAUUCAGAUAUUUUGGAGUAUUUAAACAUGUUAGAGGAGCAGCCCAUAUCGGGAGAAAUGAAUUGGAAUGUCGAGCAAGACUCUUUUUUGCGGACUAUGUCUUAA
This is a messenger RNA of Lachancea mirantina, 2769 nucleotides long. The record is from the annotation of a GenBank genome assembly. NCBI's taxonomy places the organism in Eukaryota, Fungi, Ascomycota, Saccharomycetes, Saccharomycetales, Saccharomycetaceae.